AUGAUUGCUUACCUCACAAUCCUUUUCGCAGUUUCCCUCCUCUCCUCAGCGCAACAAGCCGACAUACUCUCCCGCGCAGUGGGACCGUGCAUUGGCGGAAGAUGUCAGGCUGGGCACACCUGCUACUUUGACCAAUGCGUUCCACAAGGAUCAAGGUUUAGAAGAAGUUUCGACAGAGACACCGCUAUCGGACCGUGCAUCGGUAACAGGUGCCCACCUGGCUACUUCUGCCAUCAAAUGGAAUGCUUGAGACGAUAG
Ostertagia ostertagi is the source of this 258-nucleotide messenger RNA. The record is from the annotation of a GenBank genome assembly. NCBI's taxonomy places the organism in Eukaryota, Metazoa, Nematoda, Chromadorea, Rhabditida, Trichostrongylidae.